AUGGAUGAUUUAGCUCUCCUUGACCUGUUGGAGUGUCCUGUGUGCUUUGAAAAGCUCGACGCCACAGCAAAGGUGCUACCUUGCCAGCACACUUUCUGCAAGCCCUGUCUGCAGAGGAUCCUGAAAUCCCAGAAGGAGCUCAGGUGCCCCGAGUGCAGGACCCUCGUCCUCUGCAGCAUCGAGCAGCUGCCCUCCAACCUGCUCCUCAUUCGCCUCCUGGAUGGAGUCAGGUGUGGACCAAACAUUACCAGGUUUGGCUCAAUCCAGAGGUCGGGGGUCCUGUCUUCCCCUGCCUCCAUCAGGAGAGUCCCCAGGGGGUUGCAACUUCAUCAGCACCGGCUGGCGACAAAUCCCAGGAUCCACAUGGAAGGGGUCCCACGAGCCAAGGCUCUGUACACCUACCGAGGGCACAACCCCGGGGAGCUGAGGUUCAAUAAGGGGGACAUCAUCAUGCUGCUCCGACAGCUGGAUGAGAACUGGUAUUUGGGGGAGGUCAACGGGAUCAGCGGUGUUUUCCCAGCCAGCUCCGUGCAAGUCAUCAAGCACCUGCCCCUGCCACAACCCCUCGGCAGAGCACUCUACAGCGUUGACCUGAGGAGCAGGGAUAAGGCUGAAAACAAGGACUGCCUGACGUUUCAUAAGCCAAACACCACUGCAAGGCAACUCCUGCAGACCAGCAAAAGCCACUGGUCCCCUCAGUUUAAGUGUGCGUCCCUACGAACAGCGUCUCCCAAAGCGAAGGGCACGGAUUCAUCGGCUUUCCCGAAGGUGCCCGACUCCAGGCGGAAGAGCUUGCGGCAGUUCUCCAUCACCACUGCCCUGAACACCCUCAACCGAAUGGUCCACGCGCCCGCCGAGCGGCAGGUGCUGGAGAUCAGCUCCCCUGUGCUCAUCAGCUCCAGCAACCCCACCGUGGCCACCCAGAGCAGCGAGAAAGCGGAGUUUCCCUAUGGCACCCCUCUCCAGUUACGGGCAGUCUCUUCCCUGCGAGUUCUCUCCACAAUAACAGCAGUGCUCAAAUAUUUGAUGCAAGUGCUGGUUGAAGAGGCUUCAGGCAAACAGCCGCCGCUCACCCAAGGCCAGCAGCAUCAGUUCUUCAGCACAGUUAAACCCAGGAGCUUCAGGAUGGGCUCCAGCCAUCCUGCCCGGGGGGCAGAUGCAGCUCCGCAGGCUGCCACCCCUCCCCUCACCCCCUGUCUCCCCAGGUGCGUGGCUCUCCAUCCCUACGUGGCCCAUGGACCAGACGAGCUGGAGCUGCAGAAGGGAGAAGGGGUCCGCGUCUUUGGGAAAGACCACGAUGGCUGGCUGCGGGGCAUGUCCCUCGUCACGGGGAGAGUGGGGAUCUUCCCCAGCAACUACGUCGCUCCCCUCUUCAGCAGGAAAUCUAACCUCUCUGACUCGAAGAUGCCUUCCCUGUACGCCUCGUGGACGCUAUCGACCUCCUCACUCUCCUCUCAAGGGAGCAUCUCAGAAAACGGCCCGAGACAAAGCAGAGCCUUGAAGCCGGCGCUGCUGCCCGUGCCCAUCACCUCGCCUGGGAGGAGUACGGCCACGGGACAGGCAUCGCGGCGCGGACGCGGCAGCACGAGGAAGACGAGGCUGGCAAGGUUUAUCUUCAGCCCAUACCUGCUGCUUUGGAAUAGCUGUCCAAACACACUUGGAAAGAGGCCGGGGCAGGCAGGGCCCCCCGUGCAGGUUGCCGGCUCCCUCAGGCGUCCUCUGACGGCGGCGUUGCGACCUCAGCCAUUUCAGCUUUAUCAGCACGUCAGCCCCCAGCCGCACAGCAUCCCUCCCGGAGCUGGUAUGGCUGAGGCAGGAACAAGGCCAAACUUCUCCCAUGAAGCUUCACCGGUGCUCGUAGUCCGAGGAGGGGAGAGCAGAACCCCCUCUGUGUGCAGCUCGGUGAUCCUGGAUGCCAAAGACCCUCCAGCAAAGAGCGAGGCAGCUCCAAAGCCACCUGCGUCAGCCCCGCCAUCCAUCCUGGUGAAACCAGACACCUCCCGCAACAGCUCCGAAAAGCACCACAGCCCCCCACCGCCCAAGCGACACAGCCUGCAGCCCUCCCCAAGCCUGCCACGUGGCAGGACGGAGCCGACAGCCAUGGUGGAAGCUCUCCUGCCAGAAGCCACCCUGCCGGGCCCCGAGCUGGCGGUGCUCUACUCGCCCAGGACCAGCUCCAGCCCCCUGCACCAGCGACGGGCACUGCACCCGAAGGCGCUGUCCCUGGACCUCUCCGGGCAGCUGACCUUCCCUGUCAAGAAGAGCUACAGCAGCAUUUCUGCAAACUGA
Egretta garzetta (little egret) is the source of this 2289-nucleotide messenger RNA. RefSeq names its product SH3 domain containing ring finger 2 (gene SH3RF2). Gene Ontology annotation, cellular component: nucleoplasm. Gene Ontology annotation, molecular function: protein phosphatase 1 binding; ubiquitin protein ligase activity. The record is from RefSeq and is a predicted model, not a curated record. NCBI's taxonomy places the organism in Eukaryota, Metazoa, Chordata, Aves, Pelecaniformes, Ardeidae. The coding region runs from base 1 to 2289 and encodes 762 amino acids. The transcript is spliced from 9 exons. Gene Ontology annotation, biological process: positive regulation of JNK cascade; negative regulation of apoptotic process; protein ubiquitination.